AUGACUAUGAGGACAAACAUGAGUGAAACGGUCUCAAUCCAAGGGAGGAACAUCAAAUGGACCAAUUUGGGAACCGGAAGAGGGGCACUAACGGUGUUUAUAAACGGAGUUCCGACAGAAGUGACGAGAGGAGGAAUAGACACGAAAGCAAUGUUUGGAGAAGAUUUGGUUUUGGUGCAUUCCUCAGGUGUUCCUCUUCCUACUGAUGAGUUUGGUUAUCUGAUGCAUAGCUUACAACAUGGUGAAGCUUAUUUCCUGGUUCCAAGACAGGCAUGA
Molecule: messenger RNA, 276 nt
Organism: Microthlaspi erraticum
Lineage: Eukaryota; Viridiplantae; Streptophyta; Magnoliopsida; Brassicales; Brassicaceae
Source: the annotation of a GenBank genome assembly